AUGCAUGAGAGCAGCACAAAUUUGGUAGAAGGAGCAAGCAUGAAGAACAACAUUGGGAUCACAUCGUUGAAGCAGCAAUACGGUGGAGAUCAUGGAAGUAAAGAAAUGGUGCAACUUGAAGUUGAUGGAGGAGAAUUAGAUUUGCUUGAUGGGAUGUAUGAUAAGCCACUUUCAUGCCUCGACAGAACUAAAGAUUUAAGGAUCGAUGCUCGUGACAGGUUUCUCUUGGGAUUUGCCUUUCCACCACUAUGGUAUUAUGCUACAGUCCUUUACUUUGGGAACCACCUUAAAGACCCCAGGGAACGACCUGGCCUUGCAGCAUCUGCCAUUGCAGCUUUAAUUUGCUCGGUCAUCGUCGCGGUUGCUCUGCUCGUUGUUUUCUGCUUGCAGUAG
Molecule: messenger RNA, 393 nt
Organism: Pyrus x bretschneideri (Chinese white pear)
Lineage: Eukaryota; Viridiplantae; Streptophyta; Magnoliopsida; Rosales; Rosaceae
Exons: 4
Coding region: 1-393 (130 amino acids)
Source: RefSeq, a predicted model, not a curated record